AUGGAGAACGGGGUCGGCGCGUCGAAGAAUAACCUAUUAGUGCUAGGGACUGGCCCGAAGAAAGUGGAACCGGUUCCGGAAGAGAUGCCGGAAACGGAAGCGGAUGCUAUACUGGAGGCUAUUGUGGAGUCUCAGGCAGAAGAAGCCAAGCCUGGCCCGGAAGUUCUAUCUGGAAUUGCUGAGCGUCAACUGGAAUCCCCGAAACUUGAAGAAGUCCCGAAAAUCGAUUCCCCUGUUGAAAAAGACUACCAGAAAGAGCUGCCGAAGCUGGUGAUGAGCGCACAGCAUCCGGAUUCUCGCGCAAACGAUUCACCAGCUGCCGAGACUCCUGUCGAUCCGAGGUCCAAAUUCAAAUUUCCGUUGAAGCCCGCUAGGAAAAUCAGCAAAGAGAGGCAUACAAGUUGGAAAGAUGAUGUUCAUAUGGAAGCCCCACCCGCUGAGCCGAUAAAAGAAGAAGCCGACGCCGUUUUCCGUUUCACCCCCAAGAAGCAAGUCUCGAUUUUGGUCAGCAAGCCACCGUCGGAUGAGAACAUCCCAGAGCGACGGCGUCUAAUGGGCGACGCAAUUGCCCCAUCCGAUUCCGCAUCGAAUUAUGAUGAGAAAACGCCACUUCUAGCUUCGACUUCCCUCCCAACCGUGUGUGGUGAUGAAACCCUUCCCAUCCACCCAACCAGUCUCGAGCCCUCCGUUUUUGAUGAGCCAAUUUCGUCGGCGAGAUCCGAAGGCUGGGGUCCGACAAAUCCGCGGCGACAGCGUAGAAGAUCAAGGUUAAGGAGUGAAAAUGCGCUGGAACCCUCGAAAGCACGCCCGUUCAUCGCCAGUCCAUUCAUGCCUAUGCUACCUGUUCGGAAGAGUACAAUUGAUUUGGAAAGGAGGUCGACACUGACAAGGGAACCCAGAUCCUAUGGAAGUGUCCGAAAUGCAACCCGCCGAAUGGAAGAGGUACCGAUUCUGCCGAGAGCAGCCGAAGAAAGCGAAACCGAAAGUGAAUCCGAGAUUUCGCGGAAGGGGUCUUUUCUCGCGUUGUCUUCCCGGGAUUGGAUUACGGUAACGAUGUUGGCUAUCGCGAAUUUGUGCAGCACGAUUGCUUUCAGCUGUAUUGCUCCGUUUUAUCCGGCUGAGGCGGCCCUGAAAGGAAUGUCAGAAGCGGAAACCGGCAUCGUUUUCGGCAUUUUCGAGCUGACGAUGUUCAUCUGCGCACCACUUUUGGAAAGUUUA
This is a messenger RNA of Mesorhabditis spiculigera, 1218 nucleotides long. NCBI's taxonomy places the organism in Eukaryota, Metazoa, Nematoda, Chromadorea, Rhabditida, Rhabditidae. The record is from the annotation of a GenBank genome assembly.